Molecule: messenger RNA, 492 nt
Organism: Monomorium pharaonis (pharaoh ant)
Lineage: Eukaryota; Metazoa; Arthropoda; Insecta; Hymenoptera; Formicidae
Product: smoothelin-like protein 2
Exons: 5
Coding region: 1-492 (163 amino acids)
Biological process (GO): actin cytoskeleton organization
Cellular component (GO): filamentous actin; microtubule organizing center
Molecular function (GO): protein binding
Source: RefSeq, a predicted model, not a curated record
AUGAGUCUAACAUACCCCCCGAAAAAGCCGUUGUCACCAUUUGCCAAAUUUCGUCAGCUCGAUAGGCAAAACAGCGCCAGUUUGUCGCCGAGCCCCCUAAAAUCGCCGGGAACGGAAUUUCGGUUCAAAUUUACCGAACCAACUGUGCGAGAUAACGCUGCGCAAAUUAAAGAGCGAUUAUUGGCAUGGUGCCGCUCGAAAACCAAAGAGUACGAGAAUGUACAGCUUGAUAACUUCUCGACUAGCUGGAACAACGGUUUAGCAUUCUGCGCAUUGAUUCACCACUUCAGACCGGACGCUUUCGAUUACAAUUCUCUUCGUCCGGAGAAUCGCAGGAAAAACUUCGAACUUGCUUUUACGAAGGCCGACGAAGUCGCUGGAAUCGCGCCGUUACUUGACGUCGAGGACAUGGUGAUGAUGCAACGGCCGGAUUGGAAGUGCGUCUUCACAUAUGUUCAGUCCAUCUAUCGUCGCUUCAAGGAUGAAGACUAG